GGCACUAUAGCCACGAUCUGGGAACAAGUGCAGAUACUCAAGGAGGCGCCAUGCAACUGCUGAUAUUCCCAGCUCUGCUUCUUCUCAUUUCCACCUCGAAUGGAUUGAUAGUUACAGUUAAUACAUCGAUCACCAAUAGCACUUUCAACCCCCUUGUUUAUUCUGCGAUAAUAGAUCUACCUCCAUGUCAAUUCUCCAACCAGAACGCAAUGGUUACCGUAAAGAUACAGAAUAACGGCACCACUUCCAACUUUAACUUCACUGUGCCACAAUGUCGUCCAAAGCGGGACCUUAUCGUAGUUAGUGAUUCUACAAACGGCAACGUUCCCACCGUAAAUGUGGGUUACCAAAUCACAAACUUGAGUAGCAACACCCAAUAUAGUGUGUGGUAUGAAAUUGGAGGAACACGUUUCGAUCCCAUUUAUUUCACAACUAAACCUUUGUUUGUGGAUUCAGAUGUAUUUCGUCGUAGCGGUGGAAUGGUGGUGAUUACCGUCUUAUUAUCCAUCGCCAUGUUCCUGCUCGUUAUUGGACUGAUCGCUGUGGUGGUGUUGGGUGGCCGAGGCUCAAAAUAAGCCCUGUAAGAUGUUCCCUGCCGAUUUUGUCAUGGAGAACAAGGAGCCACCCUCCUUCACGGAGGCUCGCAACUUCUGGAACUGUGGUCGCGUGUGAAAUAAAGAUGACUCCAUAGGGCAAUGUAUUCCUACUGUAAAUAGUAUUUGAUAGGAAUGAUCCCACAACGUAUAGCUCUCUGGGAUAGGGAAUCUUACUAUUUUGUAUAAAUGAGUGGAUGAAGAGCUUUGUUGCUCAGACCUUUAAAGGGCUUGUCCCACGAAAAAUAUUCUACAUUUUUCAAACCAGCAACUGGAUCUGAAUACUUUUGUAAUUGCAUGUAAUUUUGUAUAGCCACUGAGAAUAAA
Messenger RNA from Bufo bufo (common toad), 920 nucleotides. It is a transcript of the gene UPK2, whose product is annotated as uroplakin 2. The transcript has 7 exons. The record is from RefSeq and is a predicted model, not a curated record. Lineage: Eukaryota; Metazoa; Chordata; Amphibia; Anura; Bufonidae. Bases 51 to 575 code for a protein of 174 amino acids.